AGAUAAGCAGCGCCUAGAUUAAUACAAGACAACUCCAUAAUGAUUGAUAGAGUCUCGAUCAGUCGCGAUUCUUUCUUCACGCGAAAGUGAAUGAUUUUUCUCAUAUUCCAAGUUUAUAUGUGAUCUAAAAGUAGAAUAUUAAAUUCUAUCAUGUACAAGGUCGGUAAGACAUCAUCACUGGAAGAAGCUUACCUUCAAUAUCCAGAGUUGAAGAGAAAAGAUGUGGAAGAAAUUGUUAAUUGGACUCAUAAUCAGUCACAUCUACCAAUGAUAACAGAAUACGAAGCGGCUCUCUUUCUCCAUGGAAGACGCUACAAUGUGAACGAUGCUAAGAAAAUUAUCGAUAUUUACUUCAAAUAUCGGACAAACAAUCCAAAAAUGUUUUCCAACAGAGAUGCAGAAGCACCAGAAGUGCAGAACGUAGUUAAUUGCCAAGUGCAAAUUCCAUGUCCAGAACCGACUGCUGAUGGCAGCAAAAUGUUUUUCCUGAAAGUAGUCGAUUCAAGUGCGAGUAAAUUCAACUUGGCAGCCACGAUGAAAACAUUGACAAUGCUCAUUGAUUACUGGCAUAUGACUGAAGGCUUCGUCCCAGGUCACGUGGUCUGUGUGGACAUGCAAGGAUUCACCUUUGGACAUCUCAUUCGCGUCAACCCAAUGACGCUGAGAACAUUUGUGAUCUUCGCCCAAGAUAUUCUUCCAGUGCGCAUAAAAGGCAUUCAUUUCCUCAAUGGUAACAGGAUUACACAGAGACUCAUCACAAUUCUUAAGCCAUUCCUCAAGAAGGAGAUUUAUGACAUGAUACACAUCCACACAACGAUGGAAUCAGCCUUUGAAUAUAUUCCCAGAGGAAAUUUUUCCACUGAAAUGGGUGGAAGUUGGAAAACUUACUCUCAACUUCAGGAUGACAUGAGAAACAUUCUGUUGAGCAAUAAGGAAAUCUUUAUCGCAGACGAAACCGAGAGAAGACUUCAAAUCAACUAGAAAAAUGGUUAAAUGAAUUAAGAUGUGAAGUGAUUAUUAGGAAAUGGCAAAUAAACAUUACUUUU
Molecule: messenger RNA, 1046 nt
Organism: Phlebotomus argentipes
Lineage: Eukaryota; Metazoa; Arthropoda; Insecta; Diptera; Psychodidae
Product: clavesin-2-like
Exons: 4
Coding region: 151-981 (276 amino acids)
Cellular component (GO): membrane
Molecular function (GO): phosphatidylinositol bisphosphate binding
Source: RefSeq, a predicted model, not a curated record